Messenger RNA from Diaporthe batatas, 3288 nucleotides. RefSeq lists its product as uncharacterized. Gene Ontology annotation, molecular function: transmembrane transporter activity. The transcript is spliced from 3 exons. NCBI's taxonomy places the organism in Eukaryota, Fungi, Ascomycota, Sordariomycetes, Diaporthales, Diaporthaceae. Gene Ontology annotation, biological process: transmembrane transport; amino acid transport. Gene Ontology annotation, cellular component: membrane. The record is from RefSeq and is a predicted model, not a curated record. Bases 1083 to 2672 code for a protein of 529 amino acids.
GUCUGGCUGGCCGGUGCCCACGGCUCCUUUUUUGCCCCCCUCGUCUUUCGUUUGCCUGCGAGCCUCUACGACAAAACCCUACAUAGUACAGUAGCACCGCGCCGUCGGUUACGCCGGGCUCUCGGCGAGGGCAUCCCAACUGCCUCGCCGAGUCUUUGGCCGUUCCUCCAUGGGCCCUCCUUGCCCCAGCCGGCGGGGGCUCCAGCUCUUGGCAAAAAGCCAAUGUGGGACUCGCGUGGGUGUACUGAUGUCACUGGCCCUGCCCCCCGUGCAGGUCCGAGGUGGCAUUGGACGUGCAAAAGUGGUUCAGAUGAGGACCCCCAGAGAUCCUCCCCAUGCGUGCCCAGCAUCUGACUCGCCAGCCCCUCGCCAUCGAGAAGCCAAGGACUGUACCGACCCCUCGGAUUCGAUAAGCACUGGCAGCAGACGAGUACUCCGUGUCUGCUGCAUGAGGUCGUAAGUUCUGGGUCGGCAGGAAGGUAUGGAUGGUAGAGAGUGAAGGCAUGGUAGUAAGUAGACUGACUACCAUCCAUAUCCUGCGCACAAUAUGCACGCGACUAUUCCCGAGGGCCACUGAAUGAGAUUUUUUUUUUUUUCGAUUUUUUAAUCCCUCCCCUGUGUCCUAUCCCUCUCGUUCAACGUCCCCCCCUCCCUGGUCUCCAGUGUGGGUUUCGAGACGUUCGCUCCCGAUCUGUCGCGUACUGUACUUUGGAUCUACCGUGCCCAGGGUAUACAAGUUCGUACGCACUCCGUACUGCAGUCCUCACCCAUGCCCAUGCCCAUGCCAAUGCCAUGCUCAUUUCAUAUCCGGUUUCUGGAUUCGCAGUAUUGUCAGUCUCACUUCUUUAAUCGUUGGAGUCCCCAGAAAUAGCAUCCUUGGCGAACUCUUCUUCUUCUUCUUCACCUCUUUAUUCGCUCCCCCGUUCAUUUCCUCACAUCCCUCUUCCCCCCCGAACUCAUCACCACCAUCCCACCACCAACACUCCCUCUGCCACGACACAUACGCUGCCUCCCCCCUCCCCUCCCGCCAUCCCCGCGCUUCACCUCACCAGCAACUCCGCGACAGGCAACGAACCACCACGAUGGCUGGUGUCGUGCCCCAGGACCAUGGCGCCCGCCAUGAAGGAGACCCUGAGGCCAAGGCCGGCGUCAUGACCAAGAGCAGCCUCGAUGCGCCCAGUGGCAGCGGCGACGUGACCUCGGCCGACCAGCUCCUCGAAUCCCUCGGGUACGCCCCCGAGAUGACGCGCAACCGGUCGACGAUGCAGGUGGCCUUCAUGUCGUUCGUCAUGGCGGCCAUCCCCUACGGCCUCUCGACGACCAUGUACUACCCGCUCGCCGGCGGCGGGCCGACCAACGUCAUCUGGGGCUGGCUGGCCGUGUCGUGCAUCAUCCUCUGCGUGGCUGCGUCGCUGGGCGAGAUCACCAGCGUCUACCCGACCGCCGGCGGCGUCUACUACCAGACCUUUAUGCUGUCGCCCCCGCGGUGGCGGCGUGUGGCCGGCUGGGUCUGCGGCUGGCUGUACGUCGUCGGCAACGUGACCAUCACCCUCGCCGUCAACUUCGGCACGGCCCAGUUCCUGGUCGCCAGCAUUGGCGUGUUCGAGACGGCGGACGGCGAGAGCAUCUUUGCCGCCGAGACGUACCAGGUCUUCCUGAUCUUCCUGGCCAUCACGCUCCUGUGCAACGCCGUCUCGGCCCUGUUCGACAAGUGGCUGCCGUGGCUCGACACCGCCGCCAUCUACUUCACAUUUGCCGGCCUGAUCUCCAUCGUCGCCUGCAUCCUCGCCAUCGCAAAGAACGGCCGCCACUCGGCCGAGUACGUCUUCACCAGCUUCGAGCCUCGCUCCGGGUGGGUGCCGGGCUGGUCCUUCUGUGUCGGUCUCCUGCAGGCCGCAUAUGCCACCUCCUCGACCGGCAUGAUCAUCUCCAUGUGCGAGGAGGUGCGAGCGCCUGCCACCCAGGUCCCCAAGGCCAUGGUCUACACCAUCGUCCUCAACACCUUUGCCGGCCUGUUGACCCUCAUCCCCAUGAUGUUUGUGCUCCCAAACAUCGACGACCUCCUCGCCCUCGCCUCGGGCCAGCCAGUCCCCGCCAUCAUCAAGUCCGCCGUCGGCUCGUCAGGCGGUGCCUUUGCCCUGCUCGUCCCCCUGCUCGUGCUCGCUCUCAUCUGCGGCAUCGGGUGCACAACAGCCGGCGCCCGUUGCAUCUGGGCUUUUGCCAGGGACGGCGCCAUCCCCGGGUCCCAGCUGUGGAAGACUGUCGACAAGAAGACCGGCGUCCCCCUCAACGCCAUGAUGCUUUCCAUGGUUGUCCAGAUCAUCCUCGGCCUCAUCUACUUCGGCUCCACCGCCGCCUUCAACGCCUUCUCCGGCGUUGGCGUCAUCUGCCUCACCACCAGCUACGCCAUGCCCAUCGCUGUCAGCCUCUUGAACAAGAGGGAGGCCCUCAAGGGUGCGAGCUUCAACCUCGGUGCCAUGGGUCCUGUCUGCAACUACAUUGCCCUCGCCUGGUCACUUCUAGCCGUGCCCCUGUUCUGCAUGCCGACCACCGUGCCCGUCUUGGCUGCCACCAUGAACUAUGCGUCUGUCGUCUUCGUCGCCUUCACCCUGAUCUCGACAAUCUGGUACUUCGUCUGGGGCCACGCCAACUAUGCCGGACCACCAACGUAGGCGGGACGCGUCUGAAUUCCUUUUCUUCGCCGGUCGCCCUAGCCGUGUCCUACUCCGAUCAACAUCCUUGACUUAACGUCCCCCGACGUGACUUGCUGAGUCUGCCGUGAUGAAGUUGGCUUUGCGUGUGAUUGUGAGAAAGCCGUGACCAAAAUCACUUUGCCCGGACCCAAGAAUCGACAGCCCCGACGCCCCGGACCAUGGCCCUUCCAAGGCUCCCGCCCCGCCCGGAUCGAGACGAAUCUGACCCGCCCGGAACCCACUCUCGCCACCUUGCAACACACCCAUCUACCUUUGCCGGACCCAAAGCCUACCUAGGUACUUCUCACGUCUUACUGUAUGCAUCGAUGGUUUCACACUCCGCCACACAAUGCAAACUGCAAAGUCGACCCGCAAUACCCACAGUUGCAACCCUUUAUGCAACAACACUCCCGUACUUGGACAAGGAUGGAGAUAUCUGCUAUACACAGGGACAAGACGCGAAUGUGCUGGGACAAGAGAAUUAACGUCAUUUAGUGCGCAUGAACUGGUUCUGGAGAAGCGAUACCCAAAAAGUACAUAUAUAAACACAUAAAUAGAUAGAAAACCAAUCAACACAAGGCACUCGCUGUAUUAA